AUGGCUGAUCCCCGCUAUGGCUCCUACAGGGAUCUAGCCAAGAACUAUGAGAAGCAACUGGAUACCCUGUUUGAACAGCGGAUCUUCAAGCCGAUCUUUCUAUAUCAUGUUGUCAUCCUUCACAUUCUACCUUUGAUAGGUCUGGUCAUUCCUCGUAGUAGGGGCGGUCAAUAUGUUCGAAAGGGCCUUUUCGUCCUUUGUAUUGCAAUUGCAAUUGAAAUUCUACAAAACCGACGGGCAAUCAUCGGCGGAAAUGGCUAUAUGCUUGGCCUGAUUACUGCGUGGUGGUUAGUAUGGAAUACCACGUUAUUUGUGUUUACAGACCUUGAACAUGAUUUCAAGCGCAUUGAACGGAAACCUGUCGAUAUAAAGCCUCAAAAUGAUGCCAAUAUUGAACCUAGUACUGUCACAAAGUCACCCGACUUGAACAAUCCAACAUACACACAGUGGGACAGCACCCUUUUUGUUUGGCGGUCAUAUCCCGAAAAAUUCUGGCAUCGUCUUGAAUGGUCCGCUGGACUGCUCUUCAAUCUGAGGGGCCCAGAAUGGAACUGGCGGGCUCCCCAUCUGGGCCCUCUUCCACGACCAAUUCACGACCAAUUGUGUUCAGGAUUCAUGGAUAGGAUCAACGCACAUGAACCCUCCACAUAUCCCAGCGGUAAACGCCGCCUACAGACUGCCUUUCGAAAGUUUUUCAUAUCUUACCUUGUGCUUGACACCUUGAAAGUCAUAAUCCUGAUGCCGGAUCCCUACUUCCGAGGCCUCAGUUCAGCCGAUUCAUUGGCACCAUUUCCUUUCUUCUACUUCACAAAUCUCAAAUUGCAUCCUGCCAUGGCCCAGCUCUGUCAACGCCUAUACAGCGCCAUAAGUGUAUAUUUUGCUCUCGAGUUUGUAACCUCACUGAACCCAAUCUUCUUCCUCGGGCUAUCUCUCGCAUUCCCCAACGGGGCUAAGAAGCUUACCGUGGCACCGUUGGGUGCUGCGUGGCUAUAUUCUGAUGCAUUCGGACCAUUCUUCAUCCCGGUCCUUGAUGAAGGAUUGGCGGGCUGCUGGGGUCGUUGGUGGCACCAAAUUUUCCGCUACGGAUUUGUUGCUUCGGCACGCUGGAUCUUAUCCAUACUACCAGUCGGCUUAGGUUCCCAUCCGCAAGUCCGUCGUGUCACUUACGUGAUGGUGGCGUUCUGUCUCAGCGGCUUUGUACAUGCCUGUGGAAGCCACACCCAGAUUGCAGAUACAUCCCCCGUGCCCGGGACAUUCCUAUUUUUCGCUUUGCAGGGUGUUGCAAUUAUGACAGAGCAGUUUUUCAAGACGUCUAUCUUUCCAAAAUCGCCUUUUGCUGGUACGCCGAGAUGGCUAAGACGAACGGCGAACUUUGUGUUUGUAUUUUGUUGGUUGAUGGCCUCGGGUGGCCUCGUUGCGGAUGACUUUGCGAAGGGUGGCCUAUGGUUGAUGGAGCCUCUUCCAAUUAGUCCACUUCGUGCAUUGGGAUUUGGGCUACAGGGCCAAGGUUGGUGGUGCUGGGAUCAGCCCUGGUUUCGGUACUGGAGUGAUGGUACAUACUGGGGGAGUGGCAUACGGGUGUUAUAG
Molecule: messenger RNA, 1587 nt
Organism: Penicillium verrucosum
Lineage: Eukaryota; Fungi; Ascomycota; Eurotiomycetes; Eurotiales; Aspergillaceae
Product: wax synthase family protein
Exons: 1
Coding region: 1-1587 (528 amino acids)
Biological process (GO): lipid metabolic process
Source: RefSeq, a predicted model, not a curated record